UUCUCACCCACGCUAAAGCCCCUGCUUCAUCCACAUCUGUGAGUCUCACAGAGAGAGAGAGAGAGUCGUGCGCUGCAAUGGAAGACCAUCCCUCGACACGACAACUCAAGCGAGCUGAACUCACCCAAGCUGCUUCGACUCCGACCAUGUCGAAGCGACCAAGACCUGACGUCCUCGAAGAAAGGUCUGAUUUACAGCCCGAGCGCGUGAGCGAAUCGCCUCUUCUUCUUCCCUCUUCGGACUCAUCGGAGAAGAUCCACGUGCCGUUGGCGUACGGAGCGAAUUCUGACCCAUCCGCUUCGUCCACUCCUGUGAUCAGAAACAAUUACCAUGUAUUCUUGAGCUUUAGAGGCCCCGAUACUCGCAAUGGCUUCGUCGAUCACCUCUACCAUAAACUCAAAGAUGUGGGCCUGAGGUUCCAUCCAAACUUCGCGUUCAGAGAUGAUGAGGACCUCCCCUUCGGUGAGGACGUUGCUGCAAAUCUUAUCAGUGCAAUCAAGCACUCUAAGAUUUCAAUCCCGGUCAUCUCGGAAAAUUAUGCUGCUAGUCAAUGGUGUCUCCGCGAGCAAUGGUGUCUCCGCGAGCUCAUUCAAAUAGUGGAGUGCGUUGAAAGAGGAGAGCAAAAAGUCCUGCCCGUGCUUUACAAGGUGGAAUGUAAUGAUGUGCGAAACAUGCUGGGAAAAUUCGGAGAUGCCUUCCGACGCCGCAAGCAUAGAUUUGAUAAAGAGGUCAAGCGACAAGGGAAGGAAGCGCUCAAAAAAGUACUUGACUUUAGAGUAUUCGAAUCAGAGAAAUUUGCUUGUGGGCAUGAGGGGAAAUUAGUGAAGGAACUCGUAGAAAGUGUAUUGCGUGAGCAACAAGGAGAUUUUCAGCCACGUCUUCCCGAGAACUUGGUUGCAGUUGAUGACUAUGUGGCUGAGGUUAUGAAAUUGAUGGAUACUGCUCGUCCUGACGCUCCAAUUGUUGGGAUUCAUGGGAUAGGGGGUAUUGGUAAGACAACUCUGGCUACGAUCAUCUAUAACAAACUUUUUGACAAAUUUGAGUGGCGCAGCUUUCUCAAGGAUACUAGGGAAACAAUUAAUCGCGAGAGUAUCAAGCAUGUCCAAUCUCUACUAAUCUCAGAUAUAACAAAAAGCCCUACCAGUAGUGUACGUGAUUCUGAUAUAGGGAUUGGAAAAAUCCGAUCAAGUUGUGAAAAUAAGAAGGUACUUAUUCUUCUUGAUGAUGUGGAUCAUCCGGACCACCUUGAUAAAUUGAUUGGAGGUUGUAGUUUCGGGUCGGGAAGUAGGAUCAUCAUUACGUGUCGAGAUAAGGCCCUCUUGAAGUCCGAAUAUAAAAGGUAUGAACUCAAAGAAAUGAAUAGUGAAGACUCUUCGCAUCUGUUUAGCAUAUGUGCAUUUGAAGGCAAACCACCUCCAAAAGAACUAGCGACUCUUUCUCAUGAUAUCGUUGCCACCACUGGAGGGCUUCCCUUAGCUCUCACGGUUAUAGGUUCACUUCUCAAAGGAGAAGAAAAUCAAGAUAUAUGGGGAGAAAUGUUAAAGAAAUUGAGGAACGCGCCUGUUAAGACAGUGCUACAAAAGUUGAAGAUAAGUUACGAUUCAUUAGAAUAUGAGGAACAACAAAUGUUUCUAGACAUAGCAUGUUUUUUCAUUGGAACUGACAAAAGAAUUGCCACCUUCUUAUGGAACGAUCUCAAAUUCUACCCAAGAAUCGGAUUGCAAAUAUUGAUUAACCGUUCGUUAAUAAAAAUUGAUGGUCAGAAUCAGUUGAGAAUGCAUGAUCAACUAAGAGAUUUAGGCAGAGCUAUCGCCUGUCCAGUAGAUAAGAAGCCUUGGCAUUGUAGCAGACUAUGGGACAACGAAGCCACCAUGAAAGUCCUACGACGCAAGGUAACAAUGGCGUCUACUUUUGGCCUAUCUCAUUUGUCAGGUACUGGGAUUGAAGAAUUACCCGAAUCCAUUGGAGAAUUGAACAAAUUGAAAAUUCUAAGAAUUUCUUGGAGUCGGAUAAAAAGGUUACCGAGCUCUAUUGGAAAACUGCAAAGCCUCCAAGAGUUAAAUGCCGACGGCUGCGUUGACCUGGAAGGAGAAAUUCAUGUUGAUAAAGGUGGAUUGUCUUCUCUAAAGACCCUUGGUUUAUUGGGUACAAAAAUUUCUCGCUUGCCCGAAAAUAUCAGCGAGCUUUCUUCUCUCGAACGCCUCGAUUUACAUGGCUGUAGAGAGCUUCAGUCACUCCCAAAACCUCCUGUUAGCUUAUCAUCCCUGCGUCUCACCUGUCGGAGCAAUGAGCUGCCUUCGCUCUCUCACCUCAAGCAUCUAAAGCAUCUCCGCCUUUAUUCUUGCACGUCUCUUCAAAGCAUCCCAGACCUUCCCUCCUGCAUACAGAUGCUUAUCGUUCGGGAAUGUCCCAAAUUGGAAAGGUUGCCAAAGCUUUUCGAUUUGGAAUUUUUGUCGGAAUUAGUGCUCUCGAAAUGCUAUGGGCUGAAGGAAUUGGAUGGAUUGGAAGCUUUGAAAUCCCUAAGAUUGUUGCGCCUAUGCAGCCCAUGGUUCUCCAACCUUGGCGACUUAGAUGUAAAGGCAGAUCAUCUCCAUGCGAUAGGAGGCCUUGAAAAAUUGGGAUCCCUGGAAGAGUUGGAUAUCUCUGGGCUCAAGCACAUUCAAGUACUGGACCUUUCAAAGUCGGAGCAUCUGAAGGUGUUGAUUGUUAGGAAUUGCAAAAGCUUAGUUGAAAUUCGCUGCCCUAGUAAAUCCCUAAAGCUCUUUAAAACGUAUGAGUGCGAGUCACUCAAGAUAUUCCCAGACUUUUUACCACCCACCCGAUGAGGAAUUCAACUACGAGUUUGAUGAGGAAGUCAACGAGGUUGAUGAGGAAUCCGAUGUGGAAGCUGAUGAGGUUGAUGAGGAAGCUGAUGAAGAAAUGACCAGACUUUGUUUGUAACUAUGAUCCAAAGUAGCAUUUUCUCCAUGAGUUACAAACUCUAUGCUAGUCGACUGUUGCCCGCACCAAUGCGAAAUUCAGAGUACAGAGCUGAUUGAAUCUGACAGUUGGUCCACGAUUAAGCCAUGCCCUCGAUCGCUGGUGCUGCAUUGUUCCGUCAUGGAGUCUGUCCCCGAUUCGCCUGCAAAAACUCCAUCUGUGCUGUUUGGGAAGCUUGAUUGUGGAAUGAUUGCUCUCUCUGAAGGCAGAUAUAUGGCCUUGAUCAGGCUGAAAGUAUUAUCAUCAACAGUGGAAACCUGUUCGGUCAUUGUUUGGUGUUGACAAUGUCUACACCUCAGAGGCUUAAAAAGAACAGAGGAUUUCCACUAUAUUGUGGAUAACAGUGCGAGAUCCAAACCAGAAGUAUGGAGGAAGUAUUAAAUCAACCGUAUUGCUUUCAUGUUUUUGGGAUAAACAUGACAAGUAAUCAAUGGGUGGUUAGAAAGGUGAUUUGCUUAAGUCCUUUAAUAGUUGAGAGCUGAGCUAGAUCUCUUAUUGCCAUCUUUUCUUGAACUAGAACUCAAAUCAGAAUGAUUUGUUAUGGCUGCCAUUGAACAAAAUUGGAAAGCCACUCCUGCAAUAACUGUGUUUCAGCCAGAAAUGUGCUCCAUUUUUGGCUAGGCCGAUGGCAGGGACAAAAGAUCUUCAGAGCUCGGGUAUUACCCAGCUGUUAAUGGCACCAAAAUGAAGUGGGAGGAGCUGUGCAUAUGAUUUUUAAUUCUGUGUAGAGCUUAAUUGGUACUGCAUCAGAAGCGAGGACUUCCAACUAUGAUUGUAAUCUUGACAUUGGAAUAGCUCAUUGGCAAUAUUAGGAGUGCAAAUUGACUUGGAAGAUACUAGUCAUGUUCUUUUAUUAUCAUUUUCACAACAGUUUGAUGCAUGUCCGAUGAGAGAAAUCAUGUUCUUUCAUUAUCAUUCACGCAAAGAGAAUACCAGAAUGAUGGAGAACACAUAUGCCCCAUGUAGAAUUAUGAAGAAUAUUUGCAUGGCAGCGGAACCACAGAGAUCGGGUUCUAGAGAUCAUCCGUGUUUCCUAGUAAUUGUAAAUAUAGCUGGUAAAGUAUCAUAUUUAGUUAAGAAUACCUACUUCACAUUAGUAAUUUCAGUUUGGUAUGGGGUUGUGUCGAUGUCUUAUUGUUUCCUGUCUUAUUUGAAGUAAUCUUGGGGAAAUUGGUUGACUAAGUGACUGCAAUGCUUCAGCAUCAUCUGGCUUGUGAUCCUGGUGUGUAUGAAAAUAGAUAAGAAUGAGUUCGAAGUACAUUGCAUGUCAUUAUACAUCAUCAGUCACAAAGAAAGACUCUUCAUCCUUGACAUCACAUGAAUAUGUUCUUAUGCAAACAGAGAGUAUUACCUUUCUGCAAGUUCUAUUAAGGUUCAUUUCCUAGAACAGAGGAUGUUUAUUAUGUGUUUUUUUUUUCAAUUCAUUCAUGCAUAAUAAAAAAAGAAAAACUUCAUUACUUGUUAGCAAAAGUUCUACCCAAAAGCUUAAAGUAUUAGUUAGAGGUAGACUCAAUAUAUAUAACCCCCGUUGAAACCCUUUAUUUAACCAAUGUGGAAUAACACUUCUAAUAAUUGAUUGAUCAUGGCAACUACUCAUGUCUAUGUGGUUUUGAUUGCAUUUUUAGUAGCUUAUGUCCACUUAUUCUAUCAUGGAUUAAUAAGCCACCGGAGGCACCAUCAUAACAUUUUUACUUUUCUCAAAUCCAAGACACCGAUGUUGAGAUGAUGAAUUUCCAUGGAUCUAUAUGCAACUUUGUUUGUCAAUUGAGAAGCUAAUGCAUAGAUUGCUCAAUCUGAUGAUGGAUUCAUGGCCUUGAUCCUGUCAAAAGUAACAUCUUGUCCGGUGGAAAUCUAGUAGGAAUCAUGUUGUGCUCUUUCUUGUUUUUCGUCAUGCCUAUAUCCAUCUCACAUGUUCAUACCAUCAGUUAGUGUCUUUAUGUAUCGAUUUUGCAUCAUUUUGUCCCUUCUUCAUCUGGUGGUGACAAUUUCUCAUGCCCCUGAUACUUUAAAUGACCAGGAGCUUCACUAUAAUUUCGGUAGUGGUAUGAGAUCCAAACCAAAUAUCUGGGAUAUGGAUGCAACAAGGACAUUCUUUAAGCCAAUUGCAUUGUGUUGUGCUUUAUGAAUGGGAGCUGUCCGUCAUAGUAAUGAAAACAGGUGCUUUACUUCACUCUCGGAAGGUUUGAGA
Molecule: messenger RNA, 5167 nt
Organism: Syzygium oleosum
Lineage: Eukaryota; Viridiplantae; Streptophyta; Magnoliopsida; Myrtales; Myrtaceae
Product: disease resistance protein Roq1-like
Exons: 7
Coding region: 78-2825 (915 amino acids)
Biological process (GO): signal transduction; defense response
Molecular function (GO): ADP binding
Source: RefSeq, a predicted model, not a curated record